This is a messenger RNA of Naegleria gruberi, 411 nucleotides long. RefSeq lists its product as uncharacterized. Gene Ontology annotation, molecular function: protein binding. The transcript has a single exon. The record is from RefSeq and is a predicted model, not a curated record. The coding region runs from base 1 to 411 and encodes 136 amino acids. Lineage: Eukaryota; Heterolobosea; Eutetramitea; Acrasida; Naegleriidae.
AUGGAAAAACUUUAUAAUUUGACUUUUCUUGAUGUUAGUUAUAAUAAUAUUGGGGAUGCUGGAGCACAAAUUGUUGGCCAAUUGAAAAACUUGACAUGCUUACAUGCUGAUUGUAAUGAUUUUGGUCCUUCUGGAGCGAAAGUAUUGAGUAAGCUUGCCAAAUUGAAAAUUCUCAGCAUUAAUCACAAUCCUAUUGGUGAUAUUGGAAUUGAAUUUAUAAGUAGAAUGAAAAAACUGCACUCUCUUUUUGUCAAUUAUUGCACUGUUGGUGAUCAGGGAGUUACUUCAAUACUAGACAUGACAUGGCUAAAGCUUUUGGCCAUUUCAAAUAACCCUUCAAUAAGUGUGGAAUUGAGAAAGCUUCUAGAUAAUAACAAUUAUGAAUUUCUUGCCAUUGAAAAAUUUAGGUGA